AAUAAUAAUCUAGAAAAUUUUCAAGUUUGAUAAGCUAGUCAGAUGAUAUAUCUAUUGUUGAGAAAUUUAUUAUUAGAGAAAGUAGAGAAAGUAUCCCUGCAGCAAGAGAGAAAAAGAAAGAGAGAAAGAGAAUUAAAUGCAAGUAAAAUUAAUUAGAGUCUAAUUAUCUCGUUAGUUCAUAUUGAAAUUCAAUGAGAAUAUAGACGUCUCUAGGGCAGGCAUAACAGUCUGGACUACAGUUGCCACGAUCAUUUUACAAUCAAUUGUCUCGCUUCUAAUAUUAGAACACUCUCUCUAUAGUUCCCAAAUGAUUUGCGGAGACCGCACAAACGUGGAUCUGAAACCGCGUUUAGAGAUGCGGAGGGAUCUGGAACAAUGCGCUAUUGUGCACGACUGCGCACUAAAAGUAUUUUUCAAAGAAAGACGAAAAGCGAGUUAGGUCUUUAACAAUUUCGGUCAUUAUUUCUCGUCGCGUGACGUCAUAGUAGUGCAGCGUGGAAUCUCCCCGCCAACCGAGGUCGCCGACAGCGUCACGACGAAAAAACGACGCGCGACUUCGCGCGCCGACACGACGGUAGUCCGGCGCGAGGCACCGCUCGGGAGACAUCCCUGGAGGCGUCGCUAGUUCCGAAGAGCAGAGAAGAUGCCAAGCCACCGUCAGCCUAAUUCCUUGGAAGGUCUUAGUUUGGGACGCGUGUGCCGGCAACUCAACGAGACGUGCCGAUACUUGCAGAUGCUCUCGCAGAAGUCUUCCGCGACGCAGGUGCUGGCGCUCGCGAAACGGACGAUCAGGCCGUAUUAUAUAAACGCGCUGCCAACUCAUCUGCGCUCCCGAGUGAUCGACGAGGCAAUGAAAACGAUGUGCAGCCCAUCGAGCGAUGAAUCGACGCUGGUCUCCGCGCCCGCAGCGCUCUAUCUGCUGGCUCUUCUUCUCGAUCCUAACAUAAAGAAGUUGAAAGUCGGCCUCUGCUGCUACUACGGAUGCAGCCACCAAACGUGCCUCUUAAAAUUAUUCGCUUCGGAAGGAGUCGGGCUUCGGUCGCUGCAGCUGAGCCGUUCCGCGCUGCUACGCUUGGAUUGCAAAUUGCUGUACUCGGCGCUGUUGAACAUGAAGAACCUGUCGAGACUGACGCUUCGAAAUAUCGCCGACGACGGAGUGCUCCAAGCGAUAGGUAAGACUUGCCCGAAACUCGCGGUCCUGGACGUCGCUUGCUCCAGGCAAGUAACGGACAUAGGGCUGAGGCAGCUGCUCCUGCGAGUGGAACUGCGAGACAAGCCACGUUCCACGUCGUCCCAGGAGCGCACUAGCUGGUCGCGACUCAAAAGAUUACUCUCCGUGUUGAAGUCGAAGAGCUCGAGGAGAGAGAAGCAAAGCGUGGUGCUGGAGUUUCACGAAAGCAGGAACCCCCUGUGCGACACGCUCGGAGUACUUAACGUCGCCAAUACCGGCGUCACUAGCGCGGGUGUGCUAUUUGCCCUAGCAAACGUUCCACAUCUCAAAUCCUUGGCCGAAUACAGCCACAUGGGAAGAGUGAUGGAGAUCAUGAACGGCGGACUGAUCGAUCGUAUCAAAAUUCCGUUCAGCUUGACUCAAGCGAGGAGCUGCAAAACGACGCUCAAUCGCAUUGAACUUUUGGCACAAGCAUGCCCGAAGAUGGAAAAACUACACAUCUCCGAGCCUCAUCACUCUCCCGAAGCACUGGGACUCUUCCCUUACAUUACUUCCCUAAGUAUACACAACGUGCCGAUGAAAAGGGAGUGGUUGAACGGCUUCUACAAUUAUCUUCGAAGAAACGGCCAAAACUUGUACGAUCUCAAUUUUCAAAUGACGCAAAGCGAGAACCCGUUACAAGUCGACUUGAGAGAAAUCUUGAAUAGCUGCCCUAAUCUCCAUGUACUCAUCACGAGUGGAGCAAACGUAACUUGGAUGGAAGGCUGCGACCCUCCUCCUCUCAAGUAUCUAAAAGUUAUCCAACUCGGACGUAUGACGAAUGCGUUAGCGAUUGUGAAAAUACUCUCACUGGUGCCGGAAUUAAAGGCGCUACAUGUCUACAGUUGUCUAGACCUGUCGGACAAACACCUGGAAACGCUGAAACCGCCUACGAAAUCCAAAAGUACUCGAAAGUUCGAUAUGUGCGAUGACAGUUCGUCGAACUUAACGUGCUUUUAUAUUUACGAAAUGCAUAAAGUAUCGCUGAUCACUGUGCUAAACAUGUUCAACAACUAUAAACAAUUAAGACAAUUUGGAAAUUUAACGAAUUGGACUUUGAAUCGUGAGGAUGCCAAAAUGUUAAGAACAACCCGCACGAGCAUGGAUGUAGAUUUCUGCUCCGGUUCGCACUGGCUCUGGAAUAACUGCAUUCCUAUUUUGUAAUGAAAUGCAUUUUCGAUCUGGCCCUUUGUAUCAGCCGUUACUUUUAUUUAUUAAUCAACAUCUGACUUUUUAUUAGCAAAUUUUGAUACGUGACCUCAAUAAAUCAAAUACAUACCAGUAU
Molecule: messenger RNA, 2495 nt
Organism: Ooceraea biroi (clonal raider ant)
Lineage: Eukaryota; Metazoa; Arthropoda; Insecta; Hymenoptera; Formicidae
Biological process (GO): SCF-dependent proteasomal ubiquitin-dependent protein catabolic process
Cellular component (GO): SCF ubiquitin ligase complex
Source: RefSeq, a predicted model, not a curated record